Messenger RNA from Caenorhabditis sp. 36 PRJEB53466, 454 nucleotides. The record is from the annotation of a GenBank genome assembly. NCBI's taxonomy places the organism in Eukaryota, Metazoa, Nematoda, Chromadorea, Rhabditida, Rhabditidae.
AUGAAUACGACAACUCUUUUCAUUCUGUUCUUCCUGGUUUCUCUUGUUUCUGCGGGUUUGGUUCAGGUUUGUCGUGCACUAAUUUCCAUUCUGAAAUUGCUGUUUUUCAGAAUCUUCGAGUGAAAAGACAGUGGGGUGGAUGGGAAGGACCUGGCGGCGGCUGGCAGCAGAACAACUUCAACAACUUCCGAAACAAGAACAACAUUGCUGCACAGCAGAAUCAGUACAAUGUAAGUUGCUUUCAUCUUGCGCGAGAGCACAUUUUGAAUCUGUCCAACACAUUCUCCUCUAGUGCCAAACAUCGGGAAUCAACUUGAUCGGUCUGCCGAUCAGCAGCUACAACUGCCAGAAUUCUGGAAUGUCGGCACAAGUUAAGACUCUUCAGAGCGGACAACAGAGCCAGGGAGUGAUGCAGGGACCGCUCGGAGGCAUUCUGAACAACUUUAUGGGAUAA